GUCAUCGCGUACAGUCAGCUAGCGCGUCUGCCUCUUCUUAUUAGCAUGUGGAUGCCAGUUCCUUUAUUUCUUCGAACUUGCUUUGCCUCAUAAAUUCCUUUUCGAAACUCUACAUUGUCGACGGCACCAUGAGUACAUUGUGGAUGGGGAACCUGGACUCCUAUAUGGACGAGAAGUUCAUCACCAGAGCUUUCUCUACCAUGGGUGAGCAGGCGGUCAGUGUCCGGAUCAUACGCAGCAAGAUAACAGGUGCGCCGUCGUCAAGCAGCGCUCUGGGGUAUUGUUUUGUGGAGAUGGCGGAUGAGGCAACAGCUGAGAGGUGUCUUCGUAAAAUCAAUGGGAAAUCCCUACCAGGAUCCAGUCCGCCGACAAGAUUCAAGUUAAACCGAGCCACAUUUGGGAAACAAGAAACUGGUCAGAUGUACUCUUUGUUUGUGGGCGAUCUUACCCCAGAGGUAGACGAUGGAAUGCUGUAUGAGUUCUUCUACAAUCGCUUCCCUUCCUGUCGGGGAGGAAAAGUAGUGCUGGACAGCAUGGGAAACUCCAAGGGUUGCGGCUUUGUUCAGUUCCCAGACGAGCGCCUGCAGAAGCGAGCGCUGGAUGAGUGUCAGGGAGCUGUGGGACUUGGUGGUAAACCUCUGCGACUAAGCUUAGCAGCUAACAACCUAAGGAACAGACCACUGCAGCCUGAAACCAAAACAUGGCCGUCAAGCACCUCUUACACGCCAACCUAUGACCACUACAGCCAGUACCAGCAGCAGGCGUAUCCCAACUAUUACUCCUCCUGGGGUUACGAUCAGACUGCAGCAGGGUACGGCUACAACUAUCCACAGUAUGAUUACUCACAGUAUGCCCAAUCACUGGAAAUGGACCUUCAAGAUGAUGGACUUGAAGAUCCAUCAGCGGAGCUGGAUGUGGUGGAAACAAACAAGAGGUUCAUAGAGAACAGCGAAGAACUGUAUGAUGCUUUAAUUGACUGUCCGUGGCGAUCAGCAGAGUUCUCAUCAGAACAGGACCAACUGGUGGAAAGCAUACCAGAUCCACUUUGCUACUAAAACUGGAUGCAGUUGCUUCAUGUGGUUUUAUGUAAAGGCCACUGGGGCUUUUGACAGUGUGGACCUUUCUUAGAACAAAGGCAAUAUUUUGUAGUAUUUGUUCAUAAACUUGUGGGGCACACAAUUUUGUUAGUACAAAUGACAAUGCUUUUUCAAUUCUUCAUUUGUGCUUACCGGUAUUUUGCAUUUAAGGUUUUUGGCCACCAAAUCUAAGCGUCAUGUUAAAAUUAUUUUGUAUGUAGACCUUCCAACUCAGACCCACCCAAGAGGAAAAAAAAGAGAAAUGAAGUACUAACUUUUUUUGUUUAUUUGUUUUGUUUCUUUUGUGUUCAUUAAAUCUCAAAUUGACA
Molecule: messenger RNA, 1405 nt
Organism: Phycodurus eques (leafy seadragon)
Lineage: Eukaryota; Metazoa; Chordata; Actinopteri; Syngnathiformes; Syngnathidae
Product: tRNA selenocysteine 1-associated protein 1-like
Exons: 9
Coding region: 129-1055 (308 amino acids)
Biological process (GO): selenocysteine incorporation
Cellular component (GO): nucleus
Molecular function (GO): tRNA binding
Source: RefSeq, a predicted model, not a curated record